This is a messenger RNA of Dibothriocephalus latus, 690 nucleotides long. The record is from the annotation of a GenBank genome assembly. NCBI's taxonomy places the organism in Eukaryota, Metazoa, Platyhelminthes, Cestoda, Diphyllobothriidea, Diphyllobothriidae.
AUGCAGGUGCUAGAUUUAUUCGUCGUCGUCCAAGUAGUCGGUCUUAUUAUUAGUGGCAUGGGUGACUUCCUACCACACCUUCCAUUUGGCCUCACUUCAAGACAGUCAAAGGAGGACCCUGACGUUUGCAUCAGCAAUCUUUGUGAUCUGUUUAUCAGACUCAUAGUUGGCGAUGGCAAGAUUGACAUCCUUCCAAAGGUUCUUUCUGAACUAUUCAGGGUCUUCAACAACAAGGAAUUCCACUCAAAGCUGGCGGAUGCACUGUGGCUAAUCGAUUCCGCUAUGGCUGAUGUCACUGAUCCUGGCAUGAAGGACCGCUACAUUCGCGUUGUGACACACUGCAAACCCCUCGUGGAUGUGUCUCUCCUAAUGGAGCGUCUAUCGGACGACACUCUGGAGCAAAUAUCCCUGAUCACAUCACGUCAACAGUUUCAGACACGUUACUUGAGUCAACCGACGGGAUCAAUGGAGCAGUGUAUAACCCACAUCCGCUCCCUGAUCGGGUACUUUGAUCUUGAUCCAAAUCGAGUACUUGACAUCAUCUUGGAUGCCUGUGAGAUGCGUAGGGACCUACAGGGCUCCUUCAUCGAACUCAUUAAUCUAUAUCAUCCCGAUAGAGUAGAUAUGACGCACAUUCUCAGUCACAAAUUUCACUUCUAUCAGGUAAGCUGCUCCGACGAUAACGUGUGA